Molecule: messenger RNA, 2510 nt
Organism: Patiria miniata (bat star)
Lineage: Eukaryota; Metazoa; Echinodermata; Asteroidea; Valvatida; Asterinidae
Exons: 2
Coding region: 152-442 (96 amino acids)
Source: RefSeq, a predicted model, not a curated record
GAUAGCAGACGUAACGCAGUGAACCUAGUGCAGCAGGCAACAGCACACACGUACUAAUCAAGCCACAAAGAAAUCCAGCGUUGUUUUCCCGCGCAAAUUUCUUCUCCUUUUUCUACUGGCACCGGCCUUGGUGAUUCCUGUUCCCGCCAAAAUGUAUGCCUCACCUCUGCUCCGGCUUAUCGUUCUAUCGCUCUGCGCUCUCCUGGUUGUCAGUCAAUUAGAUAUCGGAGACAGCGAUCUAACAGACACGGAAGGGGCAAGUAUUGGCUUCAUGGGCUUGUUGAACCGCGCCCGGCCACAGUACCUCAAGAUACUACAGGAGGGUCUCAGUAAACGCGCUCAGGCCGAGAUGAACGGCGCCUCCAACGCCGCCAAGAGGAGAUCCAGGAAAGACAAAUGCAUGGCCGACUUCUGGAAGGGCAGGGGCUUGGUCGACUGCUAAUCAUCACGCAAGAGAUAUACGAUCUAUUUAUAGCCAUCGUGCGAUCCGGUUUCAACCGGAUUGAAGCGGACCAAACCAGAAUACAGAGAGAUGGCUGUACCGGACUUUUUGGACUACAAAACUGGAACUUAAAUCGUAAUAUUCGGUCGGUGAGGGGCGACAAUCAUGGGAGAUAUAUUGUUUUUAUCGUGGUACGAUGUAAUUCUUCUCCAAAAGGAGAUUAGCCUGGAUCACCUGGGUCAUUUGUGAAAUCUAGGACUCACAAAGGACUUUGGUGAAUGUCGAGCAGGCCCUACCAUGCUGUAUGUAGAUGGUGUCACCGACACCAAUGCUUUCGGAUAGUAAAACGCCAGCAUUCUCUAGGGUGACCAACAAGCUAUAUUCAAAAGAAUCUUUCCCCCAAACUGCAAGUUUUCUAACCAGAGCAAACUGAUCUCAUUAGAAAAAGAAAACGAAUGUGGCAGAAAAAUGCGUCCUUCGUAAUCCACAGCUGGUUUUUUUGACGGUAUCCGUUCCCAACCAUAAUCAAAAUGUCCCACUUUGCACCCUUUAUGUAACAUAAGCACACGGACUUUUGUUCAGAACGCACAGCUGCAUUGGCCUUUAUUAGGCACCGUAGAUGUCAAGGAAAAAACUAUCGUUCCAAUUUCACGUGCGAAUGUUGAACGUGAAAUUGUUUACGAAAACCUCUUUCUGCUGCAUUUAUCUGAAUUGUCAUUUUGCUCAAUAAUUUUCCCUUAAUUAUAGUUAUCACAACCAUUUUGAUCUAACUGAAGGUUAUUACCAUCUUCCUAGAGAUUAAAUCAAUGUACAAUUUCGCCCAAUAUUAGAAUCAUCAUUUCCAUUUUUCAUCAAAACGACCCCUUGCAAUUUACAUGCAAAAGUAGAUUUAUGUAUUUAUGCUUCUUAAAAUGUGCAUUUCGGGACACUCAAAAAAAUUGUAAUAGAAGUUGUGUUUAUUUUAUUUCACAUGCAUUCUGAUUAAUCAGUACUGUCCUGUAAGGGUGUUAAAUAUUAUGGCAUUUUUCCCCCUGAUGGGGCGCCCUCCAGAGGAAGACGGACUCGAGAUUGUAUAUCGAUCUGGGGCGCCCUCUAGAGGAAGAGUGACUUUCGUAUUCAACCUUGUAUUGUACUGAGAAAUUUAAUGGAGGCACUGAUCAAUGGAGGAAACUGAUUUUACAUGUAACGUAAUUUGAAGUCAAAGUUACCCCGAUAUGGAUCAUAAAAGUUACACAGAGCCAAAGUUCUGAAUCACGUGACCCGGAAGUAGUCAAUUUCAUCAGAUUUGUUUUACUAAAACCUUUGACUAGUAAAAAUAUUCGAAUGGUUGCUUUCCCAAAUAUCUUAGAAAAUCGACCGCUGCGGUUAUGUCAGUAAAAUACCCAACUUUUACGUCUUGUUAUUCUUUUGUGUCUUCUUUUGGGAUCAUGUGACUGAACAAACAUGGCUGCCUCAUGAAAAGAAGACACAAAUCAUAUCAAACAGUUUCAAACGGUUUCUCCAAAUGGUACUGACUAUAGAAGAGUUUUUUUCCAAAGCGCGAUGUACGCCAUUUUUUUCCCAAUCCUUCUCUCUCCUGACUGCCCAAAAGCAAGUACUAUUUGACGGCUGUUGUAUAUUUAAACAACUUGAGAGUACAUUAAAGCGAAAAAUACACUUUAGAAACAGCCGUUGUACUAUUUUCUGUAGUGCAAAAUUUCAGCUUUUUCAAAAUGGACGUGUCGCGUUUUUGAAAUAAACUCUUCCGAUACAACCCAUAUUUUCAGCACCUUAUUUUGUCCAUUAAUUUGUAAAACUAUCACCUACUAAAUAUUAGAGAAAGAAAAAAAUACAUUUUUGCAGAUAGCACUGAGGCCGCUGUAGUUCCACAACGAUCUUCUAAUCAGUUCUGUCCGUUUGUUCAAUUCAUCUUGAAUUAUGAUGUAAAAUAGUUCUUGAAGUUACAAGAGUUUUAAGUAUUGUUUAACUGGACAAUCGAAUAUAUAGAUAAUAAGGGAUGUGUUUGUAAAAGUAUAGAACAAAACGGCGACAAUAAAAGAUGGAUUAGAUUAUGUUUGGCAUGAACUCA